AUGGAGCCGAUGUCCACCGAAGAGGAAAGUUACGCCAACAAGGAACAGGGCCAAGUGAUGACAUGCUUUUGGGGCCAUUUAUUGUGUGCAGAACUCUUAUUUGAACACGAUCCAUUGGGAUGUGCAUCAAAUGGCACGUUUUCUUCCAUGCUGGAGACUAGCUUGGCUCGAGAGAACAGAAAUGUCACUGCAAUUCUACUCCAAGGAGCAAUUUCCCAGAAUUUUGAUGCCAAAGACCUUGAAGGCGCAUUCAAAUACGCCUGUAGGAUGGGUCAUAGUGAGUUUGUGCAAAGUGUCCUCGAACAUUUUGAGCUCAGUAACUGGCCCGGUGCAUUCAUUUUGGCAGCAGAUCAAGGAAGAGGUUCCGUUGUCUCUGCUCUAUUGCGGAAUGGAGCCGAACUUAACAGCCGUGACAAAAAUGGCAAUCUGGCAUUAGACAUCGCGAUUCAAAAUGUCAGGAAAUAUAGAAAUCACGUCAAUUGUACAAAGAAUCCGCCGAGCUGGAUGGGGGUACUCAAUAUUCUUCUUCGUGAAGGAGCAGAUACGGAUGAUCUGACAAGCAAGAUCAAGGAAAAAUCUCUCAUGAAAUUCCUGAAUUCGCCAAUUUUGAGCUCUGGAAAACACUAA
Penicillium malachiteum is the source of this 627-nucleotide messenger RNA. RefSeq lists its product as uncharacterized. The coding region runs from base 1 to 627 and encodes 208 amino acids. NCBI's taxonomy places the organism in Eukaryota, Fungi, Ascomycota, Eurotiomycetes, Eurotiales, Aspergillaceae. The transcript has 2 exons. The record is from RefSeq and is a predicted model, not a curated record. Gene Ontology annotation, cellular component: cytoplasm; nucleus. Gene Ontology annotation, molecular function: protein binding.